Messenger RNA from Micropterus salmoides (largemouth bass), 3063 nucleotides. RefSeq names its product ras-related protein Rab-27A. The record is from RefSeq and is a predicted model, not a curated record. Gene Ontology annotation, molecular function: GTP binding; GTPase activity. Lineage: Eukaryota; Metazoa; Chordata; Actinopteri; Centrarchiformes; Centrarchidae. The transcript has 6 exons. Gene Ontology annotation, cellular component: melanosome; secretory granule. Gene Ontology annotation, biological process: positive regulation of exocytosis; melanosome transport. Bases 239 to 901 code for a protein of 220 amino acids.
GAGCGGCGUGAGGAGGAGCUGUUUCUCAACAGCACGACAACCCCGGAGAGGGAAGGUGGUGUUCAGUGUUAAUGAAGUUGGUCUUAUGUCAACUAAUGGAGCAGAUGCGACGGAGAAAGUAAAGUCUGCAGUUAUUCACCUUUCAGAAACGUCUUCAACGGUCACUUCUAACCACUAUUUUAACACCACGACACAGUGUGCAGCAACAACGCCCCGGGGCUGAAAUUAAGCACUCGCUAUGUCUGAUGGGGACUAUGAUUACCUCAUCAAGUUCCUAGCCCUUGGUGACUCUGGCGUGGGUAAAACGAGCUUCCUCUACCAGUACACGGAUGGCAAGUUUAACUCCAAGUUCAUCACUACAGUUGGAAUAGACUUCAGAGAAAAAAGAGUGGUAUACAAAUCAACGGGUCCAGAUGGAUCUACAGGUAGAGGACAGAAGAUCCACAUGCAGCUGUGGGACACUGCGGGACAGGAGAGGUUUCGGAGUUUGACGACGGCCUUCUUUAGAGAUGCAAUGGGUUUCCUCCUCUUGUUUGACCUCACAAAUGAACAGAGUUUCCUCAAUGUCAGAAACUGGAUGAGUCAGUUACAGAUUCACGCAUACUGCGAAAGUCCAGAUGUCGUUCUGUGUGGCAACAAAUCUGACCUGUCAGAUCAGAGAGCAGUCAGUGAAGAAGAGGCCCGUGAACUGGCAGAGAAGUACGGAAUCCCAUACUUUGAGACAAGUGCUUCAAACGGGCAGAACGUCAGCCUGGCCGUGGACGUCUUGCUGGAUCUCAUCAUGAAGAGGAUGGAGCGAUGUGUUGACAAGUCCUGGAUCCCUGAUGGGACCGUCCGAGCUAAUGGACCCACGAACCCAGACCUCUCACAGGCCUCUGAUAGGAGCAAAUGUGCAUGUUAGACUAAUGAUGAGCCAUUUUGGUGAUAUGUCUGUGUUGAUAAUAGUGGUGAAAAAAUAGGAAGAUAACCAAGUUUAACAUACAUACAUACAUACAUACAUACAUACAUACACACACACACACACACACUCACACACACUCACACAUACACACACAUACACACACAUACAUACAUACAUACAUACAUACAUACACACAUACAUACACACAUAUAUGUGUGUAUGUAUGUAUGUGUAUAGUUAUGUGCCCAUAGCCCCACCAACCAGUGCAUUACUGAUGUACUUCAGUUCAGAGUUAAGUGCCUUUUUGAACAUGGGCAUUUCAUUUCAAGUCAUAUAAUGGGUCUUUUGAAUAAUUAAUUAAUAUUGAAGUGUGGGAUAUUUAUUUGUUAUGAUGCCUAGCUGAAAUGUCCGAUUUUAGUCAUCAGCUGGAUAAGCUGAUUAUAUUUUCAGAUAGAAACUUUGUGCUCCAAGUCGCAGUGAAGUGAGCCCUGCCAGGUGUGCUAUAAAUAUACUGUUAAUACGCUUUACUUGCUUUAAGGUUAGUGAAGAAUUACACUGCAGUUAACUCAAGAAGAAGCCACUUCUGUUUUUCGUUCUACAGUCAGAUAAACAUUCACUGUGAUACCUGCAGUCACGCUUUGAUGGCAGAGAGAAAUUUGCUAUGGAUGUAGAAAUUUAAGGUCGCCAGUUAUGUGCUACUGAUGCUCUACUGAAUGUCUAGCUACAAUCUCACCGGUUUAAUGGACACUUAACACUCAUGUUUUUUCUUUUCUAAAUUGAUGUGCUUGUUUGCCUCCAAAAUGUGAAUUAAGGAAGACAGUUUGAAUAAGUACAUAAUUUCAUAAUGUACAGCGACACGUUUGGCCAAUUACAAAUACUGAUGCUCAGUAGUUUGAUAAGAGGAAUAAAUGUGUCAUAAAAGGCAAAAGUAAAAACUGAGCAGGAACUCAGGUAAUUCAUACUGCUGUAUUAGAGUCUCAAAGCAAAAAAUAAGCUUGAUAUAUUUUAAAGAAAGAAAUAAAAAUCCCUGUGAUGGAUUGGCGACUUGUCCAGGGUGUACCCCGCCUCUCACCCGAUGUCAGCUGGGAUUGGUUCCAGCCCCCCCGCAACCCUGUACACAGGAUAACCGGUUGAAGAGUGAGUGAGUGAGUGAGAAAUGUAAAUGCAAAAAAAGUAUCUCUGGUGCAUUUUUGGACUGUUUGAAAAAGGGUGUUAUUUGACUUCUAAAAUCUAUUUGGAGACAUCUAAUGAAAGUUCAGUCAAUUACAUUUUAAUUCAGUGCUUCAGGUUUAAAAACAUUAUUCUCAGCAACUAUUUAGAGAUGUUUAAAACAACUGCCUACAUGGUUUCUGCUGCCUCUCAAUGAAAUACAUACAAAUUUAUGAUUCUCAUAAAGAGCCCCCAUAGAGUCAAUCUGUGUCAACAUUGAGUAACCAUCAUGAAUUUAGUCCCCUGCAUUGCUCAUUUUUUAAAUCAUUAUUCACUUGUAAAAGUGCCUUCACACCUUAUGCCCAGGCCCUAGGAUGAUAAAAAUAUAUGAGAAUAUUUGUCAUUCCAGGGGGUCCCACUGUGUUUUAUAGGUAAUGGGCCGCCUCGCCUGAAACAAUGAUCAUUUUUGCAGCAGUAAUAGAAAAUGUAUACAUUUUUAUGAAAUAAAACAAUAAACUUCAGGGUAAAUUAGCCGAGUUGCUAUCUCAAACAGCAAAUCCUCCAUUUUAAUAGUGGCUAUUGUUUAGGCCGUUGUCUACUGAUUUAAUAUAAGACCAGAUGUAUCAGGGUGAAACCUGAAAAUCCAAGCAGUACAUGUGGUGAAAAGAGCUGUUAGGUGCUAGAGUGCCGCUCCACUGCUGACCUAACAUUACAGGAUGGAAAGUGUUUUGUUUCACGUAUUAAAGUGACUGUGUUAAUUAGGCAGUGCACAGUAGGCUGUUGAAAACUCGUAAACCCAGAUUUUUAGUUGGCAAAGAUAUAGUCAUUAAGUUUGAAUGCUCACCCUUUCAGAUCAGUUUAUAAUACUAUAUUUUAUUUUCCAAAAAUGAAGAAGAGUAUUUACACUUAGUAAAACACUGAAAUGGUUUUGUAAGAUUGUUUGUUCCAACUGUAUUUAAUAGUUUCACACACAAAUCCCCAUUAUUUGUAUUAAAAUGUCAAUUAUACCUGUA